AUGGCCAAGGACAAGUCUGAGAAGAGGGAGAAGCACGAGAAGAAGGAGAAGCGCUCCGAGAAGGACGGCGUCCACAAGAGCAAAAAGGAUAAGAAGGACAAGAAGGACAAGACUGUCCUGUCCGAUUCCGUGCUGAAGGGAAUUGAGCAAGAGAUCUCCGCCAACACCCCUGUCAAUGGUAUCGUCAAGACCGAUGAGGAUGCCAUUAUCGACCGCCCCGUCGGAGCCCUCGUACCUUUCGCCAGACCUCUGCUCGAAGACAAGCAAGCCAAGAAAGCCUUGAAGAGUGUAAAGAAGGCUGCCGUCAACAAAUGCCUCAAGCGUGGUGUUAAGGAGGUUGUCAAGGCUCUCAGAAAGUCGCCCAUCCCCGCCCCCAACGAAACCGUCUCGAUCCCUAGCGGAGUUGUCGUUCUCGCUGCGGAUAUCUCACCAAUGGACGUGAUCUCUCACAUUCCCGUUCUCUGCGAGGACCACGGGAUCCCCUACAUCUUCGUCACAUCCCGAGCGGAACUCGGCAACGCCGCUGCAACGAAGCGCCCUACAAGUGUCACAAUGGUCGUGCCCAAGUCCGCCGCGAAGGGCAAGAAGAAGGGUGAUGACGACGAUGAGGAUUUCAGCAAGGUGUUUGAGGAACUGGCCAAGCUCGCUCAAAAAGAGCUUACGCAGGCGAACCUAUAA
Aspergillus calidoustus is the source of this 678-nucleotide messenger RNA. The record is from the annotation of a GenBank genome assembly. Lineage: Eukaryota; Fungi; Ascomycota; Eurotiomycetes; Eurotiales; Aspergillaceae.